UUUAGAGGGAGAUGACGUCAUUGUGAGAGGGAAAUGGCUGAUGCUGGAAGCUGUUCCCUGGCAUAUCGUAUAGCCGGAAGGAGCGCACGUUUGUUGUAGGUUUCCUCUUUCAGAAAACACGUUCAAUAUGAUGCAUUAACCAGGCUGUCAUCAUAGCAUGAAGACCCUGCUAUGGUGAAAUGUGGCAGCGAUGACUGAUGUUGAAUCAACAUAUGCAGACUUCAUAGCCUCAGGAAGAACUGGGCGACGGAACGCACUACACAACAUCCUGGGGAACUCCAGCGAUCUGGACUCCAGAGAAUUGUCCCUGAAGUUAACAGAGCUUGAGAUCAAUAAAACAAGUGAGGGAGAUGAAGCUGGAGAGUCCCAACACUCUUCUAGAGACCAGGCUGUGGACUCAGAGGAGAGCAAGCCAGAUAGCAUCUAGCCGCUGUUUUUGAGCCAUGGAGUCUGGUUAUCCCCACCACUAGGAGGAGUGUGACACACUCCUGGGGGGGGGGGGGAUUGAGGACAGGUCGAGCCAUGAACUGCUGGCACGGGGGUCGCCCCACUGCACCCUGGCACAGGAAGGCUUGCCAGCUAACUACACAGAUGGGGGUGCCUGCAGCAGCUGACCACAUCUGUGCCUUUAACAACGGCUGAGGGUUUCCUGCCGAGGUUUGCUGGCUGCGUAGUUCCGUGUUUUUGUAUAAUCGCAAUAGUUAAUAAGAACUCAGUGCAAGUAGAAGGUUAGUUCAUAUUGCUGCUGCCAAGGUGUGGCUUCUUCUUAGGUUCACGGAUGAUCAUGGUUACGAAUUAUCGACGCAGGAGUUCCUUUGAGCUGUAGCAUAACAAUGAAACAUUAAAAAGGGAUUUCAGAAAAAGUGGAAUAUAGCUGUCAGAAGCAAUCAGCCAGGUAAUGACCCUUCCUUCUUUGCCUGUUCAGUCUGAACUACAGACAAAGAAGAAGCUACAUUCAUGAAUUUCUCCCAAUGUUUUUCCGUCAGACGCUCGGAGGCACCAUAUGGGUCAACAAAUUGACUGUGAGGACCUGUUUUCUGCCAGCUGUCCUGACGGCUAUAAAGAGAAACACAUGGAUUUACAAUCUGUGAACUUUACUGUUAUAUAAACUGCCAGUGUUUCUUUGCCUAAAAUCUUUGUACAAUGGAUAGACACCGUUUAGUGUAAUUUUAUAACCUUUUGCGUGGCUGUAUUCUGUAAUUUGUAACAAUUUUGCUAAGAAAGCUUUUAAAAAUAAUUUUGCUCUUAUUUUACUUUUUAACUGAUAACAUCUGAGUUGUAGAACUUAUUUAUUACUAUGUGCAAAUUCUACCGAUUGGGUGCCCAUCUGACAAACAUCCCCUUCUUUAAUGCAUUCAAAAUAAUAUUUGAAUAUUUUGUAGCUAACAUGAUAUAAAUUGCUUCAUAGGAACGUGAUUGCCUGUAGAAUUUAAUAAACCUUGACUAAAUAUAAGUAACAUAAACUUAUGCAAUAUUCUUUUAUAAUAUGUGUGCUAGAGUGAAAUUUCAUUAAGAUCCGAAUCACUGAAAAUAAACCUGCCUCUUUUUGUAAGAUAGUUGUGCAUUAUUUAAUGCAGAUACAGGAUUUUCAGUUUAAUUCCUGGGUGAGACUGUUCCUUUGUUCUGAGUGUCUUUUUGGUAGCCGUCUGCUGUAUUGUACAGUGGUUUCAGAUUAAUGGCUUUCUACGUGUAUUUUGAUUAUGUACUUUUUGAAUUUUCUAAUCUACAUGAAGCUGCUUGUUUAAUUUAUUGAAUAAAGUCCCCAUUAAUCUC
Messenger RNA from Brienomyrus brachyistius, 1773 nucleotides. RefSeq names its product cAMP-dependent protein kinase inhibitor alpha-like. Gene Ontology annotation, biological process: negative regulation of cAMP-dependent protein kinase activity. Gene Ontology annotation, cellular component: nucleus; cytoplasm. The record is from RefSeq and is a predicted model, not a curated record. Lineage: Eukaryota; Metazoa; Chordata; Actinopteri; Osteoglossiformes; Mormyridae. Bases 191 to 427 code for a protein of 78 amino acids. Gene Ontology annotation, molecular function: cAMP-dependent protein kinase inhibitor activity. The transcript is spliced from 3 exons.